AGGUUCACGUAAAUACGUCUAUUCCACAUUGGUUCAAAAUGACGUGUAAAAAAACGUUGAUUCAAUCAGUGUGUGCCCAGUGGGUUCCCUCGUCUCCCUAUCACCCCUCCCUUGUUGGUUUCUCUCACUUUGCAUUCAAGCGCGCAAUGCUUUGUCUGUUGUCUGGAGAUUUUCGUCUGGAGACAUAAUCGUAUCCAAAACAAGGCAGGAUAUACCCCGUGAAGCUAUAAUCCAUGUAGUCUGCCCCAUCAUUCACGGACUUCAGAGAGGAAGGCAAUUGAAUUGGCAUGGAAAUGUUGGUCUUCACCGAGGAAAGUCAUGCCUAAACUUCAAACCUUGCGUUUAUUCCAUGAAGUGUAAUAUAUGCUAGUAGCCUGACUUAAAUAAGAUUUUAAACAAAGUAGAAAAUGAGCUCUUAUUUCGUUAAUGCUCUAUUCUCAAAAAACAACAACAGCGAGUCCUGGCAUUCCGAUUAUGGGCUGGCACAUGAUUUGGGAAGCACAUCCUCUGUAUCGUACGGAUACGGUGCCGGUGGCACCAUCCAGCAGCAGCAUCCCACGCAGUUAACGGAAUUCUACAAUGGCACAUCGUUGUCCAAAACCGCUCACCAACACCAACUAAAUCCGUGCGUAUUAUCGCUGCCAAUGGGCAGCUUGUAUCAUGCCCACGAUGUGAUACAGAGACCAACCUUUUCCGCAUCCCAUAAUACGGAUUGUAUCCAGUACAGUGAUUAUCAUUUGAAAUCCACCGGGGUUGCAAAUGAUUCCGUGUGCGCAGAACAGUGCUCCUCUCUACCCGACCUCUUUCCCUGGAUGAAACCACAAGCUACCGGACGGAGAAGAGGCAGACAGGCAUACAGUCGCUUCCAGACUCUGGAACUUGAGAAGGAGUUCUUAUUCAACUCUUACUUGACCCGCAAGCGCAAGGUUGAAGUGUCGCACGCUCUGGCACUCACCGAGCGGCAGAUUAAAAUCUGGUUUCAGAACAGACGCAUGAAAUGGAAGAAGGAGAAGAAGAAGGACACAUUUCCGAUAAACAGGCCGGAUCAGAAUGAAAUCAAGAAAGAGAGCAAAGAAACUUACAAGAAUAUUCAGACGUCAGAUGAGGAGGGUAAAGGAUAAGACUAUCCUAGACUUGGUGAUGGGAGGUCACACAGUGAUAACAAAUGUGUUAAUUAUAAAUUGCAUUUCGAAUAAAAAAAAAUCAACAGUCAAAUCUAUUGUGUUUGUUGAUAAUUCAUUGUCAAAUUAAAUUCAAUAAAACUUGAGAAGACGUGCGCAAAAUAGCUUUUACGCACCAUUUUACGCAUCAUUCCAAUUAGAGGUUUGUGCGUGUGAAUCACUUCUGCAGAAUAGUCUGAACAGGUAUUUAUGUUGUUAGAAUGUAUAAUUCUGUAAUUUAGUGCAGUAUGGUAGCACAGCUGCCACACUUUCUGCCACUAAUAAUAAUGAUUCAUUAGAUGGGCUUCCGAGUGGCGCAGCGGUCUAAGGCACGGCAUCUCAGUGCUCGAGGCGUCAGUACAGACCCUG
Messenger RNA from Salmo salar (Atlantic salmon), 1529 nucleotides. RefSeq names its product homeobox protein HoxB8ba2 (gene hoxb8ba). Gene Ontology annotation, biological process: regulation of transcription by RNA polymerase II. Gene Ontology annotation, cellular component: nucleus. NCBI's taxonomy places the organism in Eukaryota, Metazoa, Chordata, Actinopteri, Salmoniformes, Salmonidae. The record is from RefSeq and is a predicted model, not a curated record. Gene Ontology annotation, molecular function: DNA-binding transcription factor activity, RNA polymerase II-specific; RNA polymerase II transcription regulatory region sequence-specific DNA binding.